GUAUUUGAAAGACCGCGAAAGCUCACCUAGUAGAGUCAACAUGACCUCGACUUGUUUCUUUAUAAAAGAUCUAACUCUGAUGUUUAUGUUCCAUUUUGGUUUCGUGACUAAAGCGUCGUAGUUAUGUUAAAUUUAUGAAUUCGUUUCGCUUGCAUUUUGAACGCAGGCAGAAGGGAAAUUCCCUUGCAAGUUGAAGUCACAUGCAAACUUUCACUUUCUACGGUUUGACUUUCUGUUUCUUGGAGCCGAUAAAAGGUGUUUAAAUUCUUCACAGAUGGCUGGUGCAAAYCCUUUCCAAAUUAAAGGAGAACUAGACGAUAUUGAUGAUAUAAUUCGGCCUCUUUUACAUGAAGAUGAUCAUACCAUACAAGAUGAAAGUUUUGGUCAUCAGUCAUUUUUGGGAGGAAUUCAACAACCAAUUAAUCAGAAUCURCACAUUGAAGUUCUUGACCUCAAGGACAUUUAUGAUAAAGUACAGAAAAAGACCUAUAAUGGGUCAGAGCAGCGUAUUGCCAAUGCAGUAGUGAACAUUGAAAUAUCCACAAUAGCUCAAAUUUCCAAAAUAUCUGUGCUUGUCAGAAGAUGCCAAAAAGCUGUUGAAAAGACAAACGAUCGAAUAGGGCCAGUACAGCUUCCAGUCAACAUCAAAAGUUCCUCUGACAAAAUCUACCUAUCUGUAGACCUUGAUUCAGUUUACAAGACAGACAAUGACUURCUKAUCUACUGGUUGGAUCGGGUUGAGGUGGAACAGCGCAAUAUGUGGGAGUUGGUGUUUGUUAUUGAAUUUAUUGAUGGAACUCAGAGUAUUUCACAAUCAAAGCCAUUCAGAAUCAGGACCAAACCACGACCAAUUGCAAGGGCUGCUGAAUUUUCACCAGAAUUGACAGGUCCAGAUAGUGAGAAAUCUCCAUUGAUGCCACCAGAAAAUAAGAGAAAGAGGCCGAGCCCUAGUGCUAGUAGUUAUGGAACAAAUCCUUCACCAUUYUCAGGCGCAUCUAGCUCUCCUGGAACCUUUAACCCAGACAAUGGUUAUAACUCUGGUCCAUCGCCAGCAUCCGUACGCACAAAUGAAGCUGUUAUAACUGACUACUUAGAAGCGCAACGUGCACAUAUCCAAAACCUCAGAGUCCAAAAAAUGAUAUCCUCACCCAAUGCCGAUAUAGCGUACCAUCUCCAGCUUCAAGGGCCUUACUACAAACGACAGGUUCUCGAGGAAGGAGACGUUGUGGGUUUUUUCGAGGAAAAAGACACGGGUAAAACUGAAAUAGCUCUUCUAUCGAUGGACAACGCUCAGGAGGCAAGGAUGGCUGGAGUCAUCAGCAGAUCUGCCUAUCUGCACGGGAACGUUCCUGCUGAAAAUAUUGAUCUAACUGACACGGUCUGCGUAAUCGGAAUCGUCGCAAUCAAAGUCACAGGYCCUGUACAGAAUGGUGAACGUAUAUACGCGUCCACAGAGAAACCCGGUGUCGGAAUCCCCGAGACUCAAAUCCCUCUACGGUCUGCUGGUAAAGUAAGCCCUAUUCUUCUAGGGCAGUCGCUCGAGUCAUCCCAUAGCUCAAGYCUCGACAGUAUUCAUCGUGUGAAGUGUUUUGUGUCGGUUGUGCUUGGAAUUCAGUCCGSACAGGUUUACGCUGCGUUGGAGGACGUGAGAAGAGACACUCGAAACAGAAUAGCGGAAAGUAUCAGACAAGCGAAAAUAAAAUUCUACCGAUGUAAGCCUUUUUAUUAUGAAAGACGUAUUAUAAUAUCUUAUAAAAUGUUAGUUUAUUGUCACUGUGUUAUUUUCCAUCAAAUACGUGCAACGACACCAUUUUCUACACCAACACCAUUGUCAAUUGCUCUAGUAGCGAAAACUAUGCCAUCAUCGUCAGCAGCGGUAAUAUCCUCAACCACAACAGCAUCGCCUACCACAGCACCCUUAUCYACUGUAAUAUCGUUAUCGACAACACCCUCGUCAGCAGCAACUCCUUUGAAAACAACAACAACAACAACAACAACAACAACAGCUUCAUCAGCAUCUUCAUCUGCAGUACCAAAUUCAUCAGACAAAGAAAAGACAAAUCAUGUUAGACUCUCACGUCUGCUAGCAGAUAUUGGACGCCGUGUUUUGCAAGAUGUCCUCGACUCGCUCCAUCCACCUUCAAGACUGCAUGCAUUUCUGAACUCAGGGCUCGUGUACUCUCAACUUGUCAAACUGAAAUCCAAAAAAAUUAUACAAUCUGAGCAAUGGGACAAGCUUUAUCCUCCAGCAGGUGUAACCGUUUCUUCAGGAAACUUCGAUAUUACCUUACUUUUUCUCUUGUUGAGAAACGUCUGUGGUGGAACYACUCCCAGCAGAGGAUGGGAUGCUGCACCCCUGGCAACAGACUUGAGCAUGGAGGCAGAUUUGGUUCGAAUCAAGCGAUGCCGCAAUGAACUUUAUGCUCACCGUGUCGAGAUGGCUAUGACYGAUAAGGAGUUUAAUUCCAACUGGAUGGAAAUUGAAGCUGCCCUKGUUAGACUUGGGGGAGAUAAAUACAAGSCUGACAUUCAACAUCUAAAGACUGAAUACUCCACGGAUCGAGAGAAGGAGAAGUAUUUCCAAACUCUUCUCUCUCAAGCGUGGGAAGAAAUUGAAGAUACGGUGCGAUGGAAAGAUCUAACACAAAGAGAYUACAUCAUUCURGUUGGYGUUAUUGCUAUUGUUUCUCCAGUGGUCGCUCACCAUUUGACGAACGUGUUGAGCCAGGGUUYUGUCAUUCUGACUGCCCUUGUUAUCUUGAGCGCUGUUUUGUACCAACUGUAUAUGCCAGGCUCAUGGUAUCGSUAUAGGGAAUGCAAUAAAGGUAGAAUCGAGGGAAGUGAAGUAUGGUUUACAUUCACCACAUUUAGUAAACAGACACCAAGAGUACAUGGAGUUGAGUUUGAAUGGGAAACGCUGAAGAAGAAGUUGAACCUGCCCUUUGACAAACAUAAAGAUCCAGGCAUGCGUUACUACCURAACAUAGACCGAUGUGCAUACGGAGGGGUAGUACUAGUCAAAUCAAGCUUGCCUUGGGAUCGAACCCCACAAGUGUGUGGAGCAGAGAUUUUCGCUGUCGACUCAACUUGCAGCCAUGCAUAUUACGAAAUGGAGGGCAAAUGGCAUGUUUACGUGAGUGGAAGGGAUUUCAAGAGCAUACAGCCUUACAACUACUUCAGCAUCAGCUAUAUUAAAACGAUGCCUACACCAUCAGACAAAGAAAAGACAAAUCAUGUUAGACUCUCACGUCUGCUAGCAGAUAUUGGACGCCGUGUUUUGCAAGAUGUCCUCGACUCGCUCCAUCCACCACCUACUCUGCAUGCAUUUCUGAACUCAGGGCACGUGUACUCUCAACUUAUUAGCCUGAAAUCCAGAAGAGUUAUUCACUCUGAGCAAUGGGAUAAGCUUUAUCCUCCAGCAGGUGUGACCGUUUCUUCAGGAAACUUUGAUAUCACUUUACUUUUUCUCUUGUUGAGAAGUGUCUGCGGUCUAGCACCUCCUACCACAGGAUGGGAUAAAGCCCCCUUGGCAACAGACUUGAGUAUGGAGGCAGAUUUGGUUCGAAUAAAGCGAUGCCGCAAUGAACUUUAUGCUCACAGAGUCGAGAUGGCUAUGACUGAUAAGGAGUUUAAUUCCAACUGGAUGGAAAUUGAAGCUACUCUGGUUAGACUUGGAGGAAUUGGGUACAAGAUUGAUAUUAAGACCUUACAGACUGUUUCCAUGGAUCCGGAGAAAGAGAAGUUCUUCCAAAUUCUUCUUUGCCAAGCAUGGGAAGAAAUUGAUAAUUCAGUUCAGUGGAAAGAUCUGAUCAAGAGAGAGUAUAAAAUUGCUUUUGUCCUUGCUAUCGUGGGUGUUGUUUUGUACCAAUUGUAUAUGCCAGGCUCAUGGUAUCGCUAUAGGGAAUGCAAUAAAGGUAGAAUCGACGGAAGUGAAGUAUGGUUUAAUUUCGGAACAGACGAUAAACAGCAACCAAGAGUGCAUGGUGUAGAGUUCAAGUGGGAAGCGCUAAAGAAGAAGUUGAAUUUGCGCUUUGAUAAGCACAGAGAUCCAGGUAUGCACUACUAUCUAAAUAUAGAUCGGUGCGCCUAUGGAGGUGUAGUGACGGUCAAGUCAACCCUGCCUUGGGAUCGAACCCCACAAGUACGUGGACCAGAGGUUUUUGCUGUCGAUUCUAACUUCCUCUUUGCCUACUAUGAAUCAAGAGAUAAAUGGCAUGUUUACAAUACUGGCAGAGAUUUUAAGGCGAUACAACCUAGUAACCAUGAUGAUUGAGCUAUUCUAAUUUGUAUGUGAAAUGACAUUUUGUAUCAAAUCAAAAUCAACGUAUCUCUAAAGAGUGCUCUAUCUUUUUGUAAUUUCAAUGCAGUUUGCAUGUGCAACUCAAAGUUCUUUCCUGAAAUUUCUUUUAGUAAGCUCGUGAACUGUUAAAUUUAAAUUUAAAUUUAUAUUUAUGAGGUAUUUGUGGAGAGUGUGGUGCUCAGGCUAUCUUUUAUAUUUUCACAUUAUUCAAACUUUGCAAGGUAAUAUAACUAUGCUUAUUGGUUAUCCUUCAUGCAUUUCCAUUGAUGACAUCUGAAACAGCAAGGCAACAACGGAAUACGUAUAGCGCCACAACAGCAAAUUGUGCAAGAAAUAAUGAAAGGAAUAUCAAUUCAAACACACACGAUGUGAUGAAUUUGAUUUUUAAGUAAAAAUUCGCUAAAGAA
Exaiptasia diaphana is the source of this 4707-nucleotide messenger RNA. RefSeq lists its product as uncharacterized. The record is from RefSeq and is a predicted model, not a curated record. Bases 275 to 4273 code for a protein of 1332 amino acids. The transcript has 16 exons. Lineage: Eukaryota; Metazoa; Cnidaria; Anthozoa; Actiniaria; Aiptasiidae.